Plodia interpunctella (Indianmeal moth) is the source of this 6194-nucleotide messenger RNA. It is a transcript of the gene Oseg1, whose product is annotated as Outer segment 1. Gene Ontology annotation, molecular function: protein binding. Gene Ontology annotation, biological process: protein localization to cilium; intraciliary retrograde transport; non-motile cilium assembly. The transcript has 23 exons. Gene Ontology annotation, cellular component: non-motile cilium; intraciliary transport particle A. NCBI's taxonomy places the organism in Eukaryota, Metazoa, Arthropoda, Insecta, Lepidoptera, Pyralidae. Bases 381 to 3941 code for a protein of 1186 amino acids. The record is from RefSeq and is a predicted model, not a curated record.
UGUAGGCUAGGUAGGUAGUAGUUUGUUAUGCUUUUGUUGAUUGUUGCGUCUGUAAGAAAUGAAUUAAAUCAGAAUCUACAAAUACUUAAAAUAAAAAAUCUUAUAAUUUAUAUUGUACCUCAUAUAUCCAAGUUAUAUCCAUUUUAAUAGUAUUGCCCAGAUAUAAUAACCUCAAGUUUUGUUUACAUUUUGGUAUCGUUGUCAACGAAAAUCAUCACACAAUACCAUGCACACUAAACUUAUUUCUUAGUGGCAUCGAGUUAAUAGGUACCUAUCUUAGUGGUCUUAUACCUAUAUUUGAUUUGAAAGCAGUAUGAGAUAUAUUUAUUAUUAGCUUAGGCUGUGGUUGUCUUGUUUAUGAGUUUAACAGUUAGAACACAAUGAGAACAGUUCCAAAGUGGGUAAAUAAAAUACAUGAAGCCGAUAAAAUUGAAUUUUCAAGUGUCCACACACUAUGCUUCAGCCCAGAUGGCACCCAGCUAGUGGUGGGAGCUGGUGAGAAAGUAAUGGUGUAUGACCCUCGGGAUGGUUCUUUAGUGCAGUUGCUUCAAGCUCACAAAGGUGCGGUAUAUGCUGUUGCCUAUUGUGGUGAUGGCAAGAAGUUUGCCAGUGGCAGUGCUGAUAAGAAUGUCAUCAUUUGGACCUCAAAGAUGGAAGGUGUAUUGAAAUAUUCGCAUAGUGAGGCUAUUCAAUGUUUAGCCUAUAACCCAGUGACGAUGCACCUAGCGUCAUGCGCACUCUCGGAUCUUGCAUUUUGGUCGGCGGACGUAAAGGCAGUUCAGAAGCACCGGGUGGCCGGCCGCAUCACCUCUUGUGCCUGGUCUCCUAAUGGACAAAACCUUGCUAUUGGAUUAGCAGUUGGUGCUGUCUCUAUCCGGGAUAGAAUGGGAGACGAAGUUCAACGCAUCACUCGCGAGGCAGCUGUGUGGGCUGUCACCUUUUACAAAACGACGCUGUUGGUUACCGACUGGAAUGAAACCUUGUCGUUUUACAACACCCAAGGGCAACAAGUAUCCAAGGAUAGAGACAUAGGAUUGGCAGCACUUUCAGUGACGAUGCUGGGGUCUCUGGUGCUAGUGGGAGGCGUGGGCAGCUGGGCCGUGCUGACCUCCGAGGGCGUGCCCAUCCUGAACACGCAGCAGGAGUGGGUGUGGGCUACAGCACCUUCGCCCAACCUCAACACCUUGGCAGUGGCAUGUCAAGAUGGCACUUUAUGGUGCUAUCAAGUGGUGUUCAGCACAGUGCACGGGCUGUAUCGAGAACGGUACGCGUACCGCGAGAACAUGACGGACGUCAUUAUCCAACAUUUGACGUCCGGCAACAAGGUCCGCAUCAAGUGUCACGACAGGGUGCAGAAAAUAGCAAUAUACAAGCACAGACUAGCGGUCCAGUUGCCGGAGCGCGUGGUGGUUUACGAACAGGGGGACGUGGACGGGAUGCUGUACCGGGUGAAGCAGAAACUGCCGCAGAAGACGGAGUGCUCGCUGCUGGUGGCCACGAGCGAUGCCCUACUUCUGUGCCAGGAUUCAAAGUUAGUGAUGGUGGGUCGGCGGCUGCCGAAGAGUUGGUCAAUGCCGGCGCCCAUCCGCUACGUCAAAGUUACCACGUUGUAUUUUGAAGAGGUGCUGUUGUUGGGGCUUCAAAAUGGACAAAUCUGGCAAGUGGAGCCGGUGACGGGCACGUUUAAGGCGGUGCUGCAGACUCCUGCCAGCGUGCGUUGUCUGGACGUGAGCGCGUCCCGCAGCCGGCUGGCUGUUGUCGACGAGGCCUCCAUCUGCAGGGUCUACAGUCUGCCCACUGGGGAACUUCUCUACACUGAGGAGAACGUAUCGUCAGUAUCGUGGAACUCGUGGUGCGAUGAUUUACUGAGCUUCUCCGGGGGUGGGCUGCUGUCCAUCAAGGCUGGCCUGUUCCCGCCCGCCACGCAGCCGCUGCAGGGCUCUGUCGUCGGUUUCCAGGGUGGCCGUGUUUUUUGUUUGCAAGCUAACUCUAUGCAAACGAUAAAUGUGCCUCUUUCACACGCAGUUCACCAGAAUAUCCAGCAGAAGUUGUUCAAUGAGGCGUACGCUGUUGCGUGUUUGGGCGUCACGGCUCUGGACUGGGAACGGCUCGGGAUGGCGGCGUUGGAGGAACUGUCUUUCGAAGUCGCCAAGAAAGCAUUCCAGCGCAGCGAAAAUAUCAUAUUUUUGACACUCAUCGAUCAAUUACAGGAAAGAUUCGAAGCGGGUGAAAAGCGACCGGUGAUUGUGGGCGAAGUGGCGGCGUAUCGCGGGCGAUACGCGGACGCGGCGCGGGCGUUCCACAGUGUGGGGCGCGACGAGCGGGCGCUCAACUUGUACGUCGACUUGCGGAUGUUCAACAAGGCACAGGAGUACGUGGGCGAGGGCGAAGGCCUAGCGGCGCUGGCGCGUCGGCGCGCGGAAUGGGCGCGGCACGUGAACGAGCCCCGGGCCGCCGCCGAGAUGUACCUCGCCGCCGGAGACGUCAAGCGCGCCGCGCAACUCAUGGCCGAAUCCGGGAAGCGGGAUAUGCUGAUUGAACUGGCCCGCAAGUUGGACAAGGGCUCGAGCGAGUCUCUGAGACACGUGGCGGAGGCUCUAGUUACUGCAGGGGAACCCGCCACCGCCGCUGACGUGUACCAGCGACUGGGCGACUACCGGAGAGUAGCGCAGCUGGCGGUUUCCGCGGGCGAAUGGUCUCGAGCGUUCGCGUUGGCUCGCGAACAUUCGGAGUGCCGCCGCGACGUGUAUCUGCCGUACGCGCACCGAAUGGCGCAGGAGAGCAAGUUCGUGGAUGCACAGAAAGCUUACCACAUGGCCGGAGAGACGGCGACGGCGUUGCGAGUGUUCUCGAUUCUCGUCGGCAACGCGGUCGCCGAAGAACGCUUCACGGACGCCGGCUACUUGUACCACUUGCUGGCGGCGCAGUGCCUCGACACUGCGGCUGCGUCUGGAGACAAGGAGCGUACCACGAGUCUUCAGAAGUACUUCGCGAACGAGCGUCUGGCGCGUAUCUACCACGCGUAUGAUUCCGUACAUCGCUGCGUACACGAGCCAUUUUCUCUGUGUCAGCCGGAUGCGUUGCUGAACGCGGCGAGAUAUGUGUUGGCCCUCGUUGAUGGCGACCCACCCCCAGGAGUCUCCAAAUUCUGUUUAUAUCUUUGCUUGGCAAAACAGGCGAAAGCUUUGAAUGCCAACGGCUUAGCUCUCCAGAUGUUGGAUAAAAUUCUCGGACUCCUGGUUCCCCAAAAAUUUCAGGAGAGCGUAGAGCUAUUGAUACUGAAAACACGCGCGGCGGGCGGCGGGGAGGGGCGGGACGAGGACGUGGCGCCACUGUGUUGGCGGUGUCGCCGCCACGCGCCACCACUCUGCGCCACACGCUGCCCGCAUUGCCGGCACGCUUUGGCCCACUCACUGGCUACUCAUGAAGUGUUGCCUCUUGUACAAUUCGAGCCUUCGGAGGGAAUAACAGAAGAGGAAGCGAUGAGCCUGAUAGAACGGUCGCCGCUCCCCGACACCGCGAGUAGAGAGGACAGCGGCGGCGCGGAAGUGUUGAGAAUAGACCACAUCGACGACAGUGGUGACCCCUUUCUGGAUAAAGUGGACGAGGACGACGAGUCGGGCGUAGUGUCAUGCAGCCGCGGCGCCCUGCUGCGGCUGAGUCCGGCCAGCGUGGUGGUGGUCCGGCGGCCGCUGCAGCCGCCGAUGUACUACCGCAACAUGCUGCCCGAAUUGCCCGCUAUGGCGUGCCCGCACUGCCAAAAUCUAUUUUACAUGGAGGAUUAUGAGAUUCAGUUAGUAACGAAAGGUCACUGUCCUUUCUGUCGACACGCUGCGGACGAAUCGCGAACAGACGAAGAAAGCAUCGACGAUUCCCUCCUAAACGGCUCUACUACUUCGACACCGGGCAGUCCCAGCAAUGGACACAAUUCUUGGCGAUAACUACCUUUCAUAGUGUGUCUAUAUCAAGUAGUUUGGUGUUAAUUAAUGCAAUUAUGAAAAUUGUAUUGUAUAUGUAUUAUCUACAUUUAUAAUUUUGCACAUAUGUGCAACGUACUUUGCACAUUGAGUAUACAUUUUUAAUUUAGGACGCCUUUUAGGAAUUUCCCUCAGUGUUUACGUGAACAUAAUCCCCUUUAAAUUUUUAAUCAAUGCUGGCGUUACGACAUUGUUAAUUUCACUUUUUUAACAUUAACAAAUAGUCCAAGCUUCGUAAAUUCAUUCAAAGAACACAUGAGCUAUGAGGUUGAUCGUGCGCAGUGUUUGCAUCAGCGGCGCCUCUUUCGCUAUGUUUGUUCUCCCGUUUAGGCAAUGUGUUAAGUUUUAUUAACAAAUAAAUGAUGUUGAUAAAACUUCAGACUCACACAUCACUCACAUUACCUAGACACACUACUGGUAUUACAUUACUUGCAAAGUUUUAUUUUAUACUGUAGGCAAUUAGGCAUACGGCUCACCUGAUGGUAACUGGUAUGCCACCGCAGUCUAUCUAGUGUUUAGCCACAUCACCCUGUCAGUAAACUACAAGUUGCUUCAAACUAGACUAAAAUUUGCUUUCCACAUAAUUAUCAUCAAUGAUUUGUAAUAUUUUAUAUACAUUAUUACUUUUCGUUAAGCUCAACACUCUUAGUCGUCUCAAAACUGUAUUGUUUUACUUUUGCAGUUCUGAGGUUGAAUUUAAUUUAGGUUUCUUUUCCUUGACAUGAUAGCCCGGUCAAUUCAUCCGUGCUUACAGAAAUAACCAGAAAGUACAUAAAUAAAAAUAUGAAAUGUGAACUAUUGCUUACUAGCGAAGAUAGUUUAGAAACAGACAGACGUAGAAGGCGACUUUGUUUUAUACUAUGUAGUGAUAAUAUACCUACUUAUUAAUAAAAAAGAAUAAUAAAAUUUGUAAUAUUAAAAUAAGGCCCACCAAAAAAUUUCGACCAAUCCCACUGAAAUUCACAAUGUAUUGUAACACAAAGUAGAAAACACCAUAAAUUUAAUUAGAAUAGUAAUGUAGUUGCAGCAAUAUGCUUCUAAUUAUAGGUACUCAAAUAUGUUUAAAAUAUUGAAAUGAUGGAUUCAUGUUACCUUUCUGAGAUUUUACGAAUAAUAAUAAAAAUAUUCGAUAUCAUAAUAGUUGUACAUUUCAAUGAAAUGAGUAAGUAUAUGUUUCUGGCGAAUUUUAAUUUGAUUAAGUAUAUAACUAGAUAUAUCUAAAUAGUAUUUUUAUAUAAGUACACAGAUAUAUGAGUAUCCUGUAUUAGUAUUUAUAGAUUAUAUGUACAUAAAAUGGGUUACACUUAUUAAAAUAUAUCUAUUUCAGAAUACAUUGUGUAAGGAAAUUUAGUUCGCGCGUACAGCCACUAGGUACUUAGAAAAUUAAUCCGUUUUCUCGUUGUGAAAAUGCAGCAAAUGUAUGUUAUAUAUGUAUGUUAUUAAUUUGUUAUUUUUUUUACACAAUAUCUCUGGAAGAAGUGUUAUGAAAUUGGGCACAUGGGUAGAAUAUAACCUGGAAUAACACAUAUGGAACUUUUUAUCCCGAAAUUCCCACGGGAGUGAUGCCUCGGGGCACAGUUAGUUUGCACAGUUCGUUUUUGUAAAAGUUUAUAAUCUGGUUUACACAAGCUUGAGUCGAAUAGCACAAUAUACUUUUUCUUUACUAAAAGUUAUAUUUUAAAAAUUUGCGUCCCAAAUUUGUAUGAUCUAAUCAUACACAUGCCUUAUAGAAAUGUAAUUUUAAUUAACGGUAUUUUAGUUAUUUUAUAGGCUAGCGCCCUGCACGCUCCCGUGGGAAUUUAGGGAUAAAAAGUAGCCUAUAUGUUAUUCCAGGUUAUUUUCUAUCCACAAUCGGUCCAGUAGAUAAAGCGCGAUAACAAACAAACUUACUUUCACAUAUAUAAUAUUAGUUGGGUUAUGGACGGUCAAAGUACGAGAAUUUUUAUUCGUAUUUAAAUAAUAAUCAUACAAUUAGCUCUAACAUUGAUGUUCAUUUAGGAAACUACUGAAUCUGAUAUUUAGUUCACAUGGACGAAUCAUUGAGCAAAGAUUUUUUAGUUAAUAAAACUUGAGCAUACUUUAAUUGCCCUGUUCGAUGUAUUUACCUAUAAAAAUAUGAUCUCUAAGCAUUUAGAAUAUAUAUAAUUAUAUAGCGUUAUGUUAUAAACAUUGUAACUGAUGUGAUACUACCACCGUCCAAUAAAAAUAUACACUGAU